Messenger RNA from Plenodomus lingam JN3, 3204 nucleotides. The record is from RefSeq and is a predicted model, not a curated record. Lineage: Eukaryota; Fungi; Ascomycota; Dothideomycetes; Pleosporales; Leptosphaeriaceae.
AUGAUUUUCGACAUUUGGCCCCUCGACUCUUUCGGCCCUUCUGCUGUGCAUCAUCUGGAGAUGACGAUCUGGUUCCAGAGAGCCAGCGAGCUGGUAUGCUACUACGUAUGUACCCUGGGAAUGGACUUCACUGUUCUCUGGGUCUAUGUCGACAUGCUCGCAACACCAUCCCCCCACGUAUCCCAGGAAUCCUCCAUUUCACCUGCAACUACCCACAACUCACUAACGACGCACUACAACCGAACUUCUGCCAGUAGUGCACCACCAAAAACCCCUUGCCAGCCUAGCCGGUCCUGGCUUUUUAUGCAUGUUGCAGCGCCACAUGGUGGGAACCAUAGCUCAACGACGCUAAUCACCCUAUUUGAGCUUCUACAACCAUUCUCGGUUUCUGCCAGCUCUACCAAGCCUCACCGCCUGAGCGUGGGAAUUCUUCCUAUUCCUUUCAUAUCCGGUUGUAUCGCUCCCUGCCAAGCUGAGGAUGGACAUCUACAAGACGGUGCCGCAAUCGCAUCGAGUGCUCGAUUUCGCUUGCGAUUGUCGAUGGGAAGGAUUUCGGGAGCACCAUUACACGUGAAACACCGAACGAUCUACGGACCUGCAUAUUGUCACAACGUCCAACGGAGCUUCGUGAUCGGCGGAGACCCGCUGCUGGUACAACAGCUGCGCAUUAGUAACACAGUAGGCACCUUACGCUUCCUGGGCCCCAUGCAGGCUCUUGCUGUUAGUGAUCAUCUAAUAAAAUCUCCGCAUGUUGUCACCAUAGAAGGACUAGACCACUGCAAGAUGGGUCGUUCGCAAACUGACAUCCAGACCGAGUUCAUCGUCAUGUCCCUGCUGUCAACAGCGUCAACAAAGUCACAGGGUGGUAUCUUUGCCGCAUCACAUCGGGCUGCUGUAAUGAUCCUGUACAACUAUGCUUUUAAGCCCUUUGAAAAGGCUAUGGUUUUCAUCAGUCCUGCUUCUCCUCGCAUCGCCGCUCAAGGCAUCUCCUACUGUCACAACCAAGCCAGCGUCACUUUCAGAUUUCCUUGGGCAAAACGUUCCCUCUUGCGCUCAGUCUUGCGUCCGCUCUUCGCUGGACGAGAGGUUUCCGGUAGCAUUAAUACAGGAGAGUCAUUGGGUGAAGUCGCAGUGGGUUGUGUUUACGCGUCUUGCUCAUCACUAGAUCGUAUCGAUGCGGCCUAUGGUAUCUGUCUGGGUAGAAAGGACGCUGUGAUGCCCACCAAAACAGCUCUUACCUACACUGUCAUUGCAAGUAGCACACCUCGCCCGACUUCGCUGUCAUCACAGAGUUCAAUCGCGUCUAGCGCCUCGGUCACUACAACGACGGUUCAGACCCAACCAACUCCAACACAGUCUGCUUUUGCAGAUACGGUUUCGACCCUCCCACCUGCCACUGCGUCAAGCUCAUCCACACCUGUGCCAACUGCAGAUGCAGGUGUCGCCCCGCCAAAGAUGACACCGGCACAGAUUGCCGGGCUGUCAGUGGCUGCUGUGGCGGCUUUCAUCAUGGCUAUUGGUCUCAUGGCCUUGAGCGUGUGUCUACGAAGACGAAGGGAACGGAAGAUCAAUGUAGAUGGAGAUGAGAAGGGUCUAGGUGGGCAAUCGAGGUCGCUUUCCGCACGGUCUGCGCGUUACCUCUCACUCGGGGGCCAGCCAGAGUCUCGUGUGCAAUUUCCAACGAUACCUCCACCGGUAGCUCGAAAGAAUAAGAUGGCAGUUGGACCAAGUGGCCAUGCAGCCAGCCUGAGGACCGCGCGACCGCAACAGCGGCUAGGCGUAGGAACUUCCAACGCUUCUUCGAAUUCCUCCUUGCCACUUGACCAGAUAGGCAUAGCAAUCAGUGCGGAGCUCGACGGAAUGUCUGCCCCAAGGAAGGCGCUUGCGAAUGCUGCCUCUGACAAAAAACAACGCCCUUGUGACGAGGCACAGUCUGGCGUGCCGUUUCGACCUUUUAGUGCCCUUACACAAGAGACAGUCUUCGAGGAGGACGAUGUUCCAGCAUGCCGCAGAUCUUCAGUCCUCGUUCCGAAACUACCAGUACCAAUCCCUCCCAUCCGCAAUCUGCAGCCAUCAAGAUCACCACCUACAUACGAUGUUAGUAAUCGCCAGGCAGCACGCAAGUCGGAGCUGUCUCUGGAGAUUCCCAUACGUCACCAACGUCCUCAGCCCGAGAGAAUGAUCACCAAAGAUGUGUUUUCGACCAGCUCACAGAGACCCGUCGUUCCAUCGCUGCGUCCUCGGUUAGCACCACCAAUUCAAGCAAACUCGUCCAAAGAGUCCAUAGCCAACACAGCAAGCUCGCGCAACGGAAGCAGCGACGGAGACAUCAUCGACUACUACUUUUCGUCUCCCCAAAACCUCACCCCAAAAGCCAGUCCUGCCCCAUUCAGCCGCCCCAAAGACUCCCCCCAAACCAUCCAAAUCCGGUCCAAAAAGUCCCUCAGCACCCUAUCCCGUCUCUCGUCGCGCGCCUCGUCAGCCAUGAACAACCAGAACAACAAUCAUGCCCGCGACUCGCUCUCGUCGCAAACCUCCUUUGAAUCCGAUCCCAACGACUCAACACCAGACUCGGACGAAGACAAGCAGCUCUCGAGCGAUCCCACUCAACAGCCGCUCUCCCCCGUCGCCGAAUCCCCAAUUUCCAACCUCCGCUAUCCAAAGGUGCCGCGUGCUUCGAACCAGCGCGUUGCGCGCUCUCCGCGCAGUCCGGGCGCAGGCUUCGGUCCUGCUUUGAUGAAUCGCGGGCCAAACAGCUUCACGACGCCGACCAAGAAAGCGGUACUCCUUGCCCGUCGCGGCGCCAUCUCCCCUCCAUCCCUGCUUUCCAAACGCAACAGCGCGCUCCCGCCUCUUCUCUUGGAGUCGAGGCCCAGGCUGCAUAGUCCGCCUCGCGACCCUUUUGUUUCGCCGGCGAGGGCGAGGGGUCAUGGGCGGAGUGUUAGUGCGGGGUUGGCGGAUGUGGGGUCGUUGGUUGGGCGUGAUGGGAUGGGGGAUGAGCGGGAUGUGGUGAGGCCAUUGAGGGUGAGGGGGAGGUGGGAGGAGGGUGGUGUUGGUGGUGAAGAUGUUGGUGCUGGUGUUGGUGCUGGUGCUGGAUCUGCAAGAGCAGGGCCAGAGGGUGGGGAGUUGAUGAGUCCAGUUUGGGUUCCUAGGUUGACGCCGACGAGGAAGGGGGAGGAUUUGUGGAUUCGAGUUGGGUGGUGA